This is a messenger RNA of Penicillium odoratum, 198 nucleotides long. RefSeq lists its product as uncharacterized. Bases 1 to 198 code for a protein of 65 amino acids. The record is from RefSeq and is a predicted model, not a curated record. The transcript has 2 exons. Lineage: Eukaryota; Fungi; Ascomycota; Eurotiomycetes; Eurotiales; Aspergillaceae.
AUGCAGUUUAUCACCGUUAUCAUCGCUACCCUGGCUGCUGUUGCCACUGCUACUCCCUCCCCUGAUGCCUUCGAGAAGCGCACCUGUGUCGGCAAUUACAAGGUCGCCUGCCAUAGCAGUGGCCCUUCUUGCUGUGACGGUUGGCAAUGUGUUGGCGCCACUGAGUGGAAUGCCGGUGUUUGCAUUCCAAACUACUAG